AUGAUGGAAAAACCUCUGUUACCCAGAGAGUCAGGGCAGUUCGUGGCAGAGCACAGUCGUGAUGUGUCUGUGGUGGACGCAGGAGUUCAGAAGGUGGCUGAGAUGCUCUAUGAUCUCAGACACAGUGAUGCUUUGACCGCCAGUGGCUGGAAAACGGCAAACCCAUUGGCCCCUGCACCGACCUCGGACCAGGGGAGUUUUUAUCAGCACCAAGCAUUGAACUGGGUGUUUGUGGUAGACACCAUGAACUUCUCCUUCUGGCCAGAGAAGGAAAAUCAACAGUGUGAGGUGACCUACAAAGGCACCACUUACACAGGCUACAUGACCCUGUGUGCUUCCAUUACCCGGGCCAUGGAUGAAGGUAUACCAAUUACUGACCCCAAGUACUUCUCUAAGAUAAGUGUGGAGGAGUUGGGACACGUCCUUCGAUCAGACAAUGACACACCAAUGCCGAUGCUUCAGGAGCGCCACCAGGUGCUGACAGAAGGCGGCCAUGUGCUGCUGAAACAUGGGGGAAGUUUCCGAAGUUUCAUCAGCCAAGCUGGAAACGAUGCCCAGCAGAUGGUGGAGUUCAUUGUGGAAAACAUCCCAUCCUACAGGGAUGAAGCUACGAUCUCAUUCUACAAGCGAGCCCAAAUCCUAGUGGCAGAUUUCUGGGGUGUCAUGGAGGCCCGAGGACAGGGAAACAUUAACAUAGAUUGGCUCACCAUGUUUGCAGACUACCGAGUUCCUCAGGCGCUCGUCUACUUAGGAGUUUUGCGAUACUCUGACACAAUGAUGCAAGCUUUGAAGAAUGGGGAGCUGCUGUGUUCAGGUGACCGGCGGGAGGUUGAGAUCAGAGGUUGUUCAAUUUGGUCUGUGGAACUGAUCAAAGAACAUCUUUUCAAGCUGGUGAAGGAGAGAGACGGCCAGACCUGCAAAGUCAACUCCGCGAUCAUUGACUUCUACCUGUGGCCGUUUGCCAAGCAGCAUCACACUGAGAUGGCCCACAUUCCCAUCCACCACACGCGCUGCAUUUACUACUGA
This is a messenger RNA of Menidia menidia (Atlantic silverside), 1026 nucleotides long. NCBI's taxonomy places the organism in Eukaryota, Metazoa, Chordata, Actinopteri, Atheriniformes, Atherinopsidae. The record is from the annotation of a GenBank genome assembly.